Molecule: messenger RNA, 1207 nt
Organism: Mya arenaria
Lineage: Eukaryota; Metazoa; Mollusca; Bivalvia; Myida; Myidae
Exons: 5
Coding region: 91-861 (256 amino acids)
Source: RefSeq, a predicted model, not a curated record
CACUGUGAGGAUAAAAGCUAAAGAGAUACUUUGUUAUUUACAAUGUGAUAAUAGUUUAACACUCGAUAAUUGAUUUAAAAUAUAACUACGAUGAAGCAAAAGAGCAUUCUUGUUUUGCUUGUUUAUUUUUUCAAUAUCCUUCAUUGUUCACGAGGUCUUGUGUUGGAUGCAGAACCAACUAUUGAAGGCCUGGAUAAUAGACUGACUAAGAUUGAAGCGGAAAAUGUUGCUCUGAGAAAGCUAGUAGAUGACCUGCAAAACUGUGCUUCGGAUAUCUGUGAAAUCCACUGGCGCAUGUGGUCAGAAUGGACGACGUGGUCGCACUGUACUGGACAAUGUCAGGGCGGCUACAAUACGAGACACCAAAGCAGGUCAAGAAUCAGGGCGUGUAAUGUAGACGACCCACAGAGUCAACUUUGCCAAGGAGACAAGAGUCAACAGGAAACACGACCAUGUAGUGCUGUGGAACUACACGGAUGUCUAAAUGAGAGAACAACAAAUGUAUCUGGAGACAACGUCUAUGGCGUUGUGUAUAAUUUCAUGGAUGAAAUGGCGAUGGCAACAUGCGCUGCAAUUGUGAACACGUCCUACGUAAUUGCCGCCGUGCGAAGGAAUUGCUACAGCAAUCACGCACCUUUAUGUACCGAUAUUUGCCAGAAUUUGCCCAACACCGAUCCAACACACAGCUACUCGUGCUUCGAGACUCUUCACGUGACAUUACCUACUACACUGCUUCAUCCCGGACCGACAGAUGUAGACGAGGGGCGACUGGGCCUCAGCAUCAAGAGAUAUAACACUUGCACUUACGGGCACGCUGGACACUGCGGGCCCAACUAUUGUUGUUGUGAAAGGAUUGGAUAAAUCAUGAAUUAAGGCUGGUUAUUGUGAGGCCAAUUUGAAGUAGUUGUUAAACAUAUGGUUUGAUGAUAGUAUGCGUUUCCAAAAUGGAAGAAAUGACAUGUUAAUUACGAAAAACAUAAUGUUACAGCAUUUGUCUGUAUAUUUGGUCAGGUGCAACCGUAUAUUUGUAUAGAGUUUUUUUCUUAACGAACACUUUAUUUGUCUGUUGCACAGCUUCAUAUAAUAAUAACAGCUUUAUCUUUUCUACUUGUCUAAAAUGAAGCAAUUAGAUGGGAACACAAUGUCAUUGUCACGUGUUUGAUUGCUGAACUAAAUCUAGAUGGUAAUAAACAAGAUUUCAAAGGUA